This is a messenger RNA of Fonsecaea multimorphosa CBS 102226, 846 nucleotides long. RefSeq lists its product as uncharacterized. Lineage: Eukaryota; Fungi; Ascomycota; Eurotiomycetes; Chaetothyriales; Herpotrichiellaceae. Gene Ontology annotation, molecular function: structural constituent of ribosome; ribonuclease III activity. Bases 1 to 846 code for a protein of 281 amino acids. Gene Ontology annotation, biological process: RNA processing; mitochondrial translation. Gene Ontology annotation, cellular component: mitochondrial large ribosomal subunit. The record is from RefSeq and is a predicted model, not a curated record. The transcript is spliced from 3 exons.
AUGUCUUCCAGGACCCCUACCUCCGGCCGCAUCAUUGGUGACCUCCUCCGAACCACCAGACCAGGACCGUCAUGCGACCAUCUUCGCUUCCGGCAAGCAUUCUGCAAAUCCACCCGACAUUCGCGCCAUGUCUCGACGGCAACUCCUAAUCUCUCAGAGAUGGAAGUCGAUGCAGAAAACCCUCCGCGUUGGGCCCAAACGCCCCCAGCACUGAAGGCCCCUGUGCGCGUGCGACCACCCCGGAUACAAACACCUCUCAAGAUCAAUAAGGACCAGCGGAAGCUAGAUGAUUUCUAUGUCAAGUUUUUGGGAAGAGACGGAGACAAAAUGCUGUCGGAAGAGACCAAAUGGCUGGCUGUCACGCACAAGACCUUCGACGCUGGAAGGAGAGGAUUCAACGACCGGCUCGCAUUUUUCGGCAAGCGAAUACUCGAGCUCCAAUGCUCUCUCGCGCUGAUAAGCGUCGCGGAUGCCUCACGCUACCUGAAGAGCUACGAGCAGGAUCCCCAUGGGCGCGAACCCUUUCGACACCCUGCAACUGAAUCCGUGGAGUGCCUCUUGGGUGGCGCUCAUCAUUGGUUUACAAGUCACAAGCAACUCUCGACUCUGGCGGAACAGUACGGCUUACCGGAAGUAGUACGGUGGCAUCCCAGAGAUCCCGAACGUCUUCAAGCAUCUGGCUCUGAACUAGUUUACUCGCAAGCCAUCCUCGCCAUCAUCGGCGCUCUAGCCCUGGAACAAGGCGGUGCCGUUGCGAACCAAAUAGCAAAGGAGAAGGUGCUCGUGCCGCUUGGGCUGAAAUUUAACUGGAAACCCAAGGCAGAGCUCGCGCAGCCGGCGCCAUGA